Messenger RNA from Chaetura pelagica (chimney swift), 1661 nucleotides. Its product is annotated as DNA-directed RNA polymerase II subunit RPB1-like. The record is from RefSeq and is a predicted model, not a curated record. The transcript is spliced from 4 exons. The annotation marks the transcript as partial. Gene Ontology annotation, molecular function: DNA binding; DNA-binding transcription factor activity, RNA polymerase II-specific. Gene Ontology annotation, biological process: neuron differentiation; central nervous system development; regulation of DNA-templated transcription. NCBI's taxonomy places the organism in Eukaryota, Metazoa, Chordata, Aves, Apodiformes, Apodidae.
GCUUCCUGAUCUCCAAGUGCUGCUUCCCUGCCUCCAAAGCCAAGGCUGGCAAAGCCAAGAGAGUCAGGACCAUCUUCACCAGUGACCAGCUGGAGAAGGAGUUUGCAAGGCAGCAGUACCUGGUGGGCACGGAGAGGUGCCUGCUGGCCUCCUCCCUGCACCUCACUGAAGGGCAGUCUCCUUGCUAUGACUUUGCCCCCCAGUCUCCUUGCUAUGACUUUGCCCCCCAGUCUCCUUGCUAUGACUUUGCCCCCCAGUCUCCUUGCUAUGACUUUGCCCCCCAGUCUCCUUGCUAUGACUUUGCCCCCCAGUCUCCUUGCUAUGACUUUGCCCCCCAGUCUCCUUGCUAUGACUUUGCCCCCCAGUCUCCUUGCUAUGACUUUGCCCCCCAGUCUCCUUGCUAUGACUUUGCCCCCCAGUCUCCUUGCUAUGACUUUGCCCCCCAGUCUCCUUGCUAUGACUUUGCCCCCCAGUCUCCUUGCUAUGACUUUGCCCCCCAGUCUCCUUGCUAUGACUUUGCCCCCCAGUCUCCUUGCUAUGACUUUGCCCCCCAGUCUCCUUGCUAUGACUUUGCCCCCCAGUCUCCUUGCUAUGACUUUGCCCCCCAGUCUCCUUGCUAUGACUUUGCCCCCCAGUCUCCUUGCUAUGACUUUGCCCCCCAGUCUCCUUGCUAUGACUUUGCCCCCCAGUCUCCUUGCUAUGACUUUGCCCCCCAGUCUCCUUGCUAUGACUUUGCCCCCCAGUCUCCUUGCUAUGACUUUGCCCCCCAGUCUCCUUGCUAUGACUUUGCCCCCCAGUCUCCUUGCUAUGACUUUGCCCCCCAGUCUCCUUGCUAUGACUUUGCCCCCCAGUCUCCUUGCUAUGACUUUGCCCCCCAGUCUCCUUGCUAUGACUUUGCCCCCCAGUCUCCUUGCUAUGACUUUGCCCCCCAGUCUCCUUGCUAUGACUUUGCCCCCCAGUCUCCUUGCUAUGACUUUGCCCCCCAGUCUCCUUGCUAUGACUUUGCCCCCCAGUCUCCUUGCUAUGACUUUGCCCCCCAGUCUCCUUGCUAUGACUUUGCCCCCCAGUCUCCUUGCUAUGACUUUGCCCCCCAGUCUCCUUGCUAUGACUUUGCCCCCCAGUCUCCUUGCUAUGACUUUGCCCCCCAGUCUCCUUGCUAUGACUUUGCCCCCCAGUCUCCUUGCUAUGACUUUGCCCCCCAGUCUCCUUGCUAUGACUUUGCCCCCCAGUCUCCUUGCUAUGACUUUGCCCCCCAGUCUCCUUGCUAUGACUUUGCCCCCCAGUCUCCUUGCUGUCUGGAGUUGUCUCACUAUGUAGGGGCCAACUCGUUGGGCCCUGCUGGGCCUUGGAGGUCUGGAGGGCCCUGCAAGAUGAAGAGGGUCCGCACGGUCUUCAAACCCGAGCAGCUGGAGCGGCUGGAGAAAGAGUUCCUCAAGCAGCAGUACAUGGUGGGCACGGAGAGGGUCGACUUGGCAGCAACCCUGCAUCUCACUGAGACUCAGGUGAAGGUCUGGUUCCAGAACCGGAGGAUCAAAUGGAGGAAGCAGAGCAUGGAGCAGAAGGCAGCAAAGCUGUCCCAGUUUGGGGUGAUCCAACCUGCCAGCGCCGACUCGACGGACAUCAAGGACCACGAGGAGGACCCUGUGGACGUUGAGCUUUGA